AUGGUCGAGUCAAUGUUUGAGAUCUGCGAUUGUCCUGCUAACAGUCGAGUGAAGUUUGCUACUGCUACUCUUGAAGGAAAUGUGCUUUCAUGGUGGAAUGUGCAAAUUCAGAUGCUCGGGUUGGCGGAUGCCAACGCCACUUCCUGGAAUGAAUUCAAGGAUCUGAUUAGAGAUUACGUAUCAUUAAGUGUUAGUAAGAUACUUAGGUCUGCACCAACUCCUUUGAACACUAAGCGCGUCGUCGAAUUAGCCAAUGGUAGAAAUAUCGAGGCUACUCAUAUCGUUAACGACUGUAAACUUGUGUUGUCUGAUCAGACUUUUCCCAUCGAUCUUUAUCCUAUCGUUCUUGGAAGUUUCGACGGUCUUAUCGAAAUGGACUGGCGAAAAGAGUGGUGUUGUCAUAGGCAUCACUCAUUCCUAAAAGCCCAGAAACGUUUGCGAAAAGGCCAUACAGCUAUUUUAGCUCUCGUUACCGAUACUCAGCCAAAGGAAAGGAAGAUUGAAGAUAUUCAUAUCGUUCACGACUAUCCCGAGGUAUUCUCUAAUGAAUUACCUGGUCUCCCACCUCACUGUCAAGUUGAAUUCCAAAUCGAGCUUACCUCUGGGGCGACACCUAUAGCUCGUGCGCCUUACCGAUUAGCCCCCGCCGAAUUGGAAGAACUAUCCACGCAACUACAUGAGCUACUAGAUAAGGGUUUUAUUCGUCCUAGCUCGUCACCCUAG
Helianthus annuus (common sunflower) is the source of this 723-nucleotide messenger RNA. RefSeq lists its product as uncharacterized. The coding region runs from base 1 to 723 and encodes 240 amino acids. Lineage: Eukaryota; Viridiplantae; Streptophyta; Magnoliopsida; Asterales; Asteraceae. The record is from RefSeq and is a predicted model, not a curated record. The transcript has 3 exons.